This is a messenger RNA of Dovyalis caffra, 1941 nucleotides long. Lineage: Eukaryota; Viridiplantae; Streptophyta; Magnoliopsida; Malpighiales; Salicaceae. The record is from the annotation of a GenBank genome assembly.
AUGGCAUCUUUUUCUGCUGUUUGCAAUAAUGGGUUCUUGAAUACUAAACUGGACUUUGGAGUCGAUAAUGGAAAUACUGAGUCUUUGAAGAGAUAUUCAACUGUUUGUUAUAGUCCAGUUUUGAUCUCUUCUUUGGGACUUUGCAGUACUAGCAAUCCCGAACAUUUGUUGCUUUGUAGGAGCAAGUUUAGGACAUUUUAUAAUGGAAAAACUGGGGUUCAAUUAUUGGGUUUUUGUGGUUGUUGCAAGUCUCAAAAUGGGUUGUCUUGUAAGUGUUCAAUUAGGCCAUUGACGAGUGGAAAUGGUGGGGAUGAAGAGACCCAGUUGAGGAAAAGAGGAAAUGGUAAUCUGCGAAAGAGGUUUUCAUUGAGAUUGAAGCCAAGAUUGCGGUUGUUGAAGAUAAGAUUAAAGGGAGUUUCAAUCAGGUCAAUGUUGAAUGAUUUUGGAAUGUUCUUGAGAAGGAAUAUGAAAAGAGUGACUCUUUACACUUCAAUUUCUGUCGCAUUGGGAAUGUGCUACUUGUUUUUGAGAUUGACUGCGUUGCCAUCUCCAAAGAUUGUUCCAUAUUCAGAAUUGAUUACGAGCCUUCAAAACGGCUAUGUUACAAAUGUCUUACUUGAAGAGGGAUCCCGUCGUAUAUAUUAUAACACAAACUCUGAGGGUGCUGAAAAUACUCAAAACUCAGAAGACAAAUCUUCAGUAGUAAAUGUUCCAAAUGAGAAUGCAGCUGAAACAGUUGCAAGAGAAGGUGUUGUGAGCAAAACUGGUCUCGCAUCAAAGGUGGAUUUAUUUAAGAAAUUUUCAAGGCCACAAGCUUCCACCCCAGAGUGGCAAUUUUCUACAAGGAAAAUAGAUCGUGACGAGAAAUUUCUUCUUACUUUGAUGAGAACGAAGGGAACAGCAUACAGCUCAGCCCCUCAAUCAAUUCUGAUGUCAAUAAGGAGCAUGCUUAUAACUAUAAUAUCUUUGUGGAUUCCCUUGACUCCUAUGAUGUGGCUUCUCUAUCGCCAACUUUCUGCUGCUAAUAGCCCAGCAAAAAAGAGGCAAUCAAAUAAUCAGGCAGUCACUUUUGAUGAUGUGGAGGGUGUUGAUGCUGCUAAGAUAGAACUCAUGGAGAUAGUUUUGUGUCUGCAAGGAGCUAUUAAUUUUCAAAAACUGGGAGCAAAGUUACCUAGAGGUGUAUUGCUGGUUGGUCCCCCAGGAACAGGGAAGACAUUACUGGCACGUGCAGUGGCUGGAGAAGCAGGAGUACCAUUUUUCAGUGUUUCUGCCAGUGAAUUUGUGGAGUUGUUUGUUGGUAGAGGAGCAGCUCGCAUUAGAGAUCUCUUUAAUGCAGCAAGAAAAUCUGCUCCAUCGAUUAUAUUCAUUGAUGAACUUGAUGCAGUUGGGGGAAAACGUGGUAGAAGUUUCAAUGAUGAACGGGAUCAAACACUAAACCAGUUGCUGACUGAAAUGGAUGGCUUUGAGUCAGACAAAAAAGUGGUGGUUAUUGCAGCAACUAACAGGCCGGAAGCUUUGGAUCCAGCCCUUUGCCGGCCUGGUCGCUUCUCAAGAAAGGUAGUUGUUGGAGAACCAGAUGAAGAAGGAAGGAGAAAGAUCUUGGCCGUACAUUUGAGAGGGGUUCCUUUAGAAGAAGAUGGAAAUCGUAUCUGUAAUCUAGUUGCUUCACUGACCCCAGGCUUUGUAGGUGCUGAUCUUGCAAACAUUGUUAAUGAAGCUGCUUUACUUGCUGCGCGAAGAGGUGGUGACAUUGUGACAAGGGAAGAUGUCAUGGAAGCAAUUGAAAGAGCAAAGUUUGGAAUCAGUGACAGGCAACUAAGGCCCAGCACAAUAAGCAAAGAGCUGGGGAAAUUGUUCCCAUGGAUGCCAUCAUUGAUGGGAAGGAAUGACACAAGACAGGAUGGUUUGCAAGGCCCUUUAGGUUACCAGACUCUGAGCUGA